AGAAAGUCAAAUAAAUUUAACAAGAAAAUGGCUACGCGCAUGAACUAAACAUGAAUGAAGUAUUUGUUGCAAAGUCUUUGCCGCGAAUUUUAUGGCGGUUGAUCAAGAUGCAUCCCCCAUUAAUAAUGUCACGUUCUUUUUCUACCGAUGGUGACUUUUAUUUCUCUUUCUUUUUAAGGAAAACUUCUAUUCUUUUAAUUAAGUUUAAGCCAACCAAAGGCAUUCUCCAUAUCAUAUGGUAAACGAUUCUACAUUUUUUAGUUAAAAAUAUUACUUUUUUACUAUAUAUGGCAGAUUUUUACACCUAUAAGUUGGUAUGCUAAAUGAAAUUUUCAAACUGAAGGCAUGUUCACAAAAAACGAAACAAGAAAUUAAAUUUAUGUUAAAUUAUAUAUUUAUGUUUAACAGAAUAAAAUAACUAUUAUUAAUUAUUAUAAAAAAAAAUAUAUAUAUCAUGUCAUUGGACUUGGAGAAUGUAAAUAAAACAACACUACCGUAUCAUAUAUUUUAUUUAAUUCAGAAAUAUGUCAUGUCAUUGGAGAAAAAUUAUAUAGUAUAGGAAAUAUGUCAUAGAUGAUUAUGAAAUAAUAUAGGCACCUGAAUUGCAGGUUUAGUUUACUGACUGAUAUGUGUUGUUUUAUUUGACCAAGUUGGUAUUCCAGCCUUCUAAAUUCAGAACUUGAACUUGAAUCCAAACUCAGUUUUAUUAUUGGCUUGAUUUAAAGUGACAGACAACAACCAGAUUUUUGUGAUUUUUAGGUACAGGUUUUCAUCCUACAGAUAAUAUAUAAAUAAUUUAUCCACACAAAGCUGUUUGCAAUGACCAAUUUUAAUCUGAAUUUCCACACAAUGCCAAUAUAAGUGAUUAUAACAUAGCAACAAUAAACUUCAUUGGAUAAUCUCACUUUUGCUGCAUCCACAUUCUGACAUGUUUCAUUCCUUCCUAAGUGAAUAUUCUGCAGUAGCAUAGUAUAUAGACACUUAUAGUUAAUACAUGUUUAUGAGCCAAAAAUGGUAGCUCACAAAUGGGGGUGUAGGAAGAAUGGGGCAGAGAUGGUGGUGUGCAACAAUCAGAAGAUGGAUAGCAACAUUGUGUGGGAAUAAAAAUUGGAUGACUAUGCAAAAAUGGCUGUAUUCUUAAAUUUAAGUUAUAGCAUAGCUAGUGGAACUUUUUAAAAAUAAAAAACCCCGAAUUAUUAAAGAAAGUCAUUUAUAGAUCUUGCUUCCUCAGAUCUAUACGACAGACAAGAAAAGCUUUCACGUUUUUCAUACUGGCAAUCCAAAUAUCAAGGAUGGCCAAAGGACCAUAGCUUUGACUGGUUUCCAGACUCCGGUUUGAUAGUAGAUACAAUUCUGGAUUCUUUGAAUGCAUUCAAUACGAGUAAGAGCAUAUAUAUUUAGUCAGAAUAUGUACCGUAUACAUAAUUGGAAUAGGUUGUUUUGAGUGCUACACCUGUUAGCAUGAAAACUAAUAAUAAUAAUAAUAGCUUAACAUAACAAAAUGGGUAGCUGGAACUGUGGUUCUGAAAAUUAGUUUUCAUGGGCUAGUGGAAUAGAAAUCUUUUUAAUGUACAAAUUAUAUUUUUAAAAAAAAAGAUGAGGCUAGCAUGACAAAAUAGCACAAGUUGUUAAAGAACUUAAAAUUGGGUCAUAAAUACUUUGGUAAUUUAGAAAAAUGUAAUGCCAAAAAAUGUAUCAAAACUAUUUUUCCUUUGCUAAAUGAAAAUUCAAAAUUUGAACUCAAUAAUGUUUAAAUUUAUAUCAGGAACCCCAAUGGAGCAAAGAGUCUGUGACAGCAGAGAAUGGUGCCUCUUCUAUUUAGACAUGGGCUGUGGAAAUUCUGAGCUUUCAUCGCAGAUUUUAGCUCAAGCAAAAGUCUCUGUGGCAGUAGUAUUAAUGGACUUUGUAUCUGAAGCUCUUCACCAUCAAAGGCAUAAAAUGUCAAAAAUAAUACCCUUGAAGACAGAGUCAUUUUUUUGUGCACUGUGCGCAGAUGUCUUACAUCUUCCAAUAAGUAACAGCUUGUUUGACCUCAUCAGUGAUAAAGGUACCAUUGGAAGAAUGACUAUUACUAUUACAACCACUUCGCCACUUGUAUUCUAAAAUAUAUUAAAAAAAUUAUUUUAAAAAAUCUAAAAACAGCACGAAAAAAAACAAAAAAAUAGUACAAAACUCACUAAUACUAGCAUUCAUUAUUCUUUCAUUUUUGGGAGUAAAACUUUUACCUUUAUUAUCUUGAAUCUCUUAUAUAUAUUUUUCUUGUGGUGUGACUGCUUCCAUUUCCAGAUAGCGUACAAAAUAUAAUUCCAGAUAUAUAUGCUAAAUGAUAUUUUUGUUAAAUAACACAACUGCAUUUGGUGAGUAAUAUUUUCUUUUUGGAAAAUAAUAUCAUCUCAAUUUAAAUAUGGUGUAGUAAAUAUUCGGUUUCAAAGUGGUUGGGACAUUAGAAUAUUAAUAUAGUGAAAUAAAAAGUGUGCAGUGACGUAUCAUGGGAAGGGCUGUAGCAAAAUUUGGGAUUCUUAAAUGUGCAUUACUUCAGUUCAUAUUUUAUCAAUUAACUUUAGUAGAUUGGAAGUUCAUGUAUUGCUGUCGCCAAUGUUUGGCAAGCUAUAACGAAUAACAAAUAUUUAAACAUGGUUAUAAUUUUUUAAUGAAUUUUAAAAAAAAAAUCAAGUUAGCAUUUUAUAUAUAAUUUGAGUCUUAUUUACUUUAAUCAUAUAAAAAAAUAAUUCAACCGCCAGCAUUUGAAAUCUUGUUUUAGACAGAUAAAAAAAUUUGACAUGCGCUUUUUAAGUGUCAUUUAAAGUAUGGAUUAAAUUGAAAAUUGAAUGUCAUUAAUUGAAUACAUUUCUAUAUCAUUGGCUAGGUACAAUGGAUGCCAUUUUAAAAGACAGAAAUCAAGGUCAUAUGAAAGCCAAAGUCAUGAUGUCAGAAAUCUUGAGGGUUCUUGCACCAGGGGGAAGAUACUUUCAGGUUUCUGAUGAAGAUCCUGAUACAAGACUUCUAUUCUUGGAGGAACUGUCUCAGAAAUGCUGUACUAUAAGUAAUUCACAUGCUGUUAUUGGGACACCAGUGGCAUGGAAUGACCAAAGUCCAUCUGAUACUACAAUUCUAGAAUCUACUAAACAUCAAAGCAUUUUUCAAUCUGAGUUAUCUGGCAAACUUUUGACUAGAUUAGAUAUUAUUAACAGUGCUGGCAAUAUUGUGAAUUUUCAAGACAUUAGUUUGCAAGGUGAUAGACACUUACAAGCUAGCUCUCGCAAUGAUACCAAACUAGGAACAGGUAUAAUUGCUGAAGGUGAUAAAAUAAACUUACCACAAACAUUUUCUGCUUGGUCCUUUAAAGUAAUUCCCAACAAAACUAGUGAAUACUUUCUCUACUGGCUGGAUAAAGAGGCGGGUCAACAUGGGUAAAAUGUAAAGUCAACUAUUUUUUAGUAGUUAGUACCAGUGAUUUGGUCACCUGGAUCGUUUGUGCAACAGGCGGUCUGUUGCAUAUGGGGGUCUACAUGACCCAGGCUAAACCUGCUGCCCCAUAAUUAGUAUGUGGGGAGGCUUCCAGUCCUGGGACCCGCACUAAUGGUUAUGAAGGUAGGGACCCAAAACUGGGAAUGCCAUUCUUUGUGAGUGUCAGGUUAAUGGUGCCAACUUGAUCCGCUUAAACUACCUUUGGCAGAAUUAUGUAAGUUUAAGUUACAUACUUUUGAUAAUCCUGGUUAAUGCUGGUUGAUUUCUUUAAACUCACUAAUUCUUUGCAAAGUAGGUAGAGAAUUUAUUAAUAUGUGUAACAAUUAAAAAUAAGGGAUACAAACAUUUUAUGCGGCAAUUUAAAUCAUUUAGGCGGUUUUACACUGAAAAUAUGCUUCAGUCCACUGACUUAUGUGUAGUAGUCUUCUAUAUCUUGAGUUCUUCUAUAUCUUGAGGGCCAACGAUCACUUUAUUGAUUACUCUCUCUGGCUCCUAUUUAUUUAGAGGAGAUUCGUGAUGUUUCUGUGCCUGGUAUUGAAAGGAUAUUCCACUGGUUGUAACAGUGAAAUUGAUCAGAAUGCAUCUAUGUAUAUAUAAAAAUCAUACAACAUGUAUGCUGAUCAUUUGUAAUAGGGAUGACUUUGUGGAUUGAUACAACUUGUUCUCUGAGGAAAUGUAAUUGAACGUUCUACAUAUUAUUUUAAACUAUUGUAUUCAUAAAUUGAUGACUCCAUAGCAGAAUGACUAUUCAUUAAAAAAUACCAC
Lymnaea stagnalis (great pond snail) is the source of this 4233-nucleotide messenger RNA. Lineage: Eukaryota; Metazoa; Mollusca; Gastropoda; Lymnaeidae. The record is from the annotation of a GenBank genome assembly.